This is a messenger RNA of Moesziomyces antarcticus, 2613 nucleotides long. RefSeq lists its product as uncharacterized. The coding region runs from base 1 to 2613 and encodes 870 amino acids. Gene Ontology annotation, biological process: positive regulation of transcription by RNA polymerase II. The transcript has a single exon. Gene Ontology annotation, cellular component: nucleus. Gene Ontology annotation, molecular function: transcription cis-regulatory region binding; DNA-binding transcription factor activity, RNA polymerase II-specific; zinc ion binding. NCBI's taxonomy places the organism in Eukaryota, Fungi, Basidiomycota, Ustilaginomycetes, Ustilaginales, Ustilaginaceae. The record is from RefSeq and is a predicted model, not a curated record.
AUGUCGCCGUCAGACGGUCAAGCACUGUACGGCGACGAUCAACACAAUUCGCGCACCGAGUCGACAUCUUCGGGCGCCGCGAACAUGGACGCGCGCGGCGACGAUGCGCCCACUCCGGGCUCGAGCAGCUCGCACCACACCACCUCUCCAUCACAGGGCCGCACGCCAGCAUCCACCACUCCGCGCUCGGCCGGCCACCGAGCCGAUCACACUGACGAUGCGGCCGACCGUGCCGACGCUCCGCAGCCGUCCGGGAGCGGCGCAGGCACAGCAGCCGUGCCGCUCGCGGGCAAGCGAUCGCGCUCCGGCUGCCUCACCUGCCGCAAGCGCAAGAAAAAGUGCGACGAGACGCUGUGCGUCGAAACUGGCGGCUGCUGGCGCUGUCGCAACGCCGGCUAUCGCUGCGAGGGCUUCCGCCGCGCGCCCGUCACGUUUGAGCCCGGCACCACCACCACGUCCAAGUCCAAACGCAUCAAGAUCGCUUCGCCCGACGACUCAAACCCGCGCGUAAAGACCGAGCCCGCCUCGUCCACGAGCCAGCUGGCCGACUUUGAGCACGAGGCGCGCCAGGCGGACGGGAUGGCUAUGCCCAACUCGCUCGCCCAGUUUGCAGGCCUCGCGACCAGCACGGCUGCCUGGCCCAUGGUCAACGGCCUUGCACCAGCGCCGACCACGACAACGACGAAAGCCGAUGCCAAGCCGCCCAUCUCGUACAAGAACGGCACGCCUACAUCACCGCCCUCGACGUUUUCGAGCUUCGUGCAUCCCUCGGCCAUGUUGCCGCCACCCCCACGCUCACCGCUUCGAUCCGCACACGAUCACGAGCCAAUACGACCGCCACCAGCGGCCACCUCGGCGUUCUACGCCGCUUCGUCGUACGUGGCGUGCGAGAUCGUGGGCGACUGUCUGUUCUCGGGCCGCCAUCUGUGCGCGUCGUGCAGCGCGGUGGCGAACCGGCUGAUGCAGCCGGACCCGGCGCAGCUCGCCGCCAUGGAUGCGGAUCUGGUGCAGGUGCAGCCCAUGCCGAGCCUGUCGACGCCCAUGGCGUCGCGUCCGCACUCGCCCGCACCGCACGCCGCGCCCGACGCCAACGGAGCCAGCCAGGCGAGCGCCAAGUCGAAGCUCGUCAUGGAGAGCCUGAUCGGCUACUACAGCACGCUCAUCACAUGCUGGACACAGGGGUGCGACGUGCGCGGUCUCGAGGCGUCUACGCUGUUUCGACAGCUCGUGCCGUAUCUGCUCGACAGCGUCGACACCAAUCCGCCGCUGCGGCUGUCGAUCGCGGCCGUCACGGCAGGCUACGUGGGCGGCGCGAGGCUCACGUGGCCCAAGGACGUGGUGGCGAUCCAUCAGUGGGCCAACACGCUGCGCGGCGAUAGGACGUCGAUCGCCGACUGCGUCAAGGCGAAUCUGAGCUUUCCCUCCCCCGCCACGCCCGAUACGGUGUGGUCGGCAUCGCCGUCGGGCAGCCUGUCGUCCGAGACGCCGGCGGGCGCAUCGUCGCUAUCGCCAGCCAACGCCGAGCGGCUACGGCGGGCGUCGACCACACACGCCACGCUCGACGAUCUGCUCGUAGGCCAGGCGCAGACGCUCAAGCAGCUAGCGGUCAAAUCGCUCGAGCAGGCGGUGGCCGACUACCGGUGCAAGACGGCCACGGCUCGUGCUGCCGGUGUGGGCUUCACCGAAAAAGGGUUCCUGGCCGAGCUCAAGCAGGUGAAUCCGGUGCUGUUGGCGGCGAUGAACAUUGCCAUCUAUGCCUUUGCCGAGGAGGGCAUGGAGAGUUACUUUGAAGAGGCGGCGCGCAUGCGCGCGCUCAUCGACACGCUGCUCGGCGCCUUCCCGCCCGUGGAUCUGGCCAAGCUCGUGUCGCACGAGCUGCUCGGCUUCCGCACGUACGUGUGGUCGGACGUGAGCACGGCAAUUGCGUGUGGCACGCGACCACAUCUGCAGCUGGCCAAGUCGACGUUUGCCACCGACGCCGACGCUGUGGGGACGGCGGAGGGGACGAUUGAACGCGAGCUGGACAUGGCGUUUGGGCUGCAGGAUGCGUCGCUGAUCGCGCUCUCGGACAUUGCGCGGCUGCGGUACGACUACGACGGCGGCGACUUUAGCAAGACGGCGCAGCGUGCGGCGGGGAGUGCGGUGCCGGCGUGGGUGCACGAACGCGCGCAACGCAUCCAGACGCGCGCCGAGAGCUGCCGGAUCGAGACGAGCCUCACGACGGGAUCGGCGAUCUGUGCCAUGAUGACCAAGAGUGCGUGUGUGAUUCUGAUCCACACGCUCAUCUACCGCGUCGGUGCGUUGCAUCCGGUGGUGCGGAGUCUGCUGCGCGGCAUGCUGGAGCUGUGGACGAGCGCGGGCGAGCAGUACUGCCGCAGCGUAGGAUGCAGCAACUUCAACCUGCCCAUCUUUAUCGCAGCGUCCGUAGCGGUGGACGAGGCGGAUCGCAAGGUGUGCGAGCAGGCCAUGCAGAUCGUAGGUCACGAGGAGGCCGGACCGGCACCGGGCAGGGAGUUGAUCCGCGAAGUAUGGCGACGCACCGACAUCACGGGCCAGCCGUGCUUCUGGACAGACCUGGUCGCCACGGGCGAUUUCGCCGUCGCCUUCUUCUGA